AUGAUCACUUACUACCUAGAACCCUGCAGCGAAGAUUACGACCCUCCCCUAGACGGUGGCAAAGCCUGCUCAGUGACGGAUGACGCAACAUCAGCCAUGUUCUGUACUGUCUUCUGUCAUGAAGACAAGGAAUUCGCUGUAGCACCUGCCCAGGCGUACACGUGCAGGGCCGAUGGGGGCUGGUUUGCUGACUCUACUCUUGUGGAAGGGAGUUACCGUCCAGGACGCCCCCACGCGGUAGGAGCGGUUCACUACUUCUCUGGCACUGACUGUUCCAGCAGCACAGCUGAAAUCAGCUCCAACUUCCAACAGCUCUUCAGCCAGCUGCAAUCCGCACAGCCAGGUGGAACAAUCUCAAUUGGGCUGCAGGACAUUGAAGUCGAGUGUGGGGGGACAACCAGACAUAUAGCUUCAAGAAGAGGGCCCUACUUCAUCUCAAAAUCCAAAAGAUCUGCAAAUGGCUUCACAGUAAGGUUCACGGUUGUUGCGAUCAGCUCGCUUGCGCCAGAAAAUAUUACCCAAAAUGAACAAUAUGACCUCAUUUAUGCCCUCGACGACGUCUACUUUGAAAUCGACGACAAGGUUGCAAGCCAGCAGUUUGACAUGAUCAUCAACGGACAACAAGCCACCGUGGACACAUUUGACAUGGGGUUCGCUGAGUUUGACCUCAACUGCACCGAGGGACAACUGAGUUUUCAAGACAGCUUCGAGGCGUAUUGUCUUGACUGUCCACCCGGCACGUUCCAUGACCUGACGACGGACACGUGUGAGUACUGCCCUGUUGGUGAGUACCAGAACCAGCCGGUACAGACCGCCUGCAAACCCUGUCCUGUCAACACCUGGUCCGUGUUUCCUGGAGCAAAGGAGGAGGCCCAAUGUGUGUCAGUCUGCCUGGGCAAGGACGAUCUGUGCUCCAGUUGCGUCCACGUAAAGGGACAGCUGACUUGCAAGUGUGAAGUUGGCUGGGCGGGCUCCCAGGACGGACUUACCUGUGGACUUGACAGUGACCAAGACGGCUAUCCAGACGUGUCCCUACCUUGCAAUGGCACGAGGUGUAAGAAGGACAACUGCCCGGGAAUCCCUAACAGCGGUCAGGACGAUGCAGACGGGGAUGAGAUUGGAAACGCCUGCGAUGACGACAUGGACAACGAUGGAUUCCUCAAUGUUGAUGAUGAUAAUGAUGAUGCUAAUGUUCUGGACAACUGCCCACUGACUGUGAACGUGAACCAGACUGACAGUGACGGAGAUGGAGUAGGUGACGUGUGUGACAACUGUCCCAUGAACAUCAACACUGACCAACGGGACACUGAUGGGGACGAUGUGGGCGAUGUGUGCGACAGUGAUGCCGAUAGUGACGGGAUUAUUGACAACCAAGACAACUGUCCAUUCGUGACCAAUGCCCAACAGGAAGAUUCAGACGGAGACGGGGUCGGAGAUGUUUGUGACAACUGUCCAACUGUCGCAAAUGUGGAUCAGUUUGAUCUGAAUCAGGAUUCUAUCGGUGAUUCUUGCACAGACAAUGCUGACAGCGAUGCUGAUGGGGUUCCAAACUCCUUGGACAACUGCCCUGACAUCCCCAACAGUCAGCAACUUGAUACCGACAAGGACGGAGCAGGGGACCUUUGUGACGAUGACGACGAUGGGGACACAAUAUUGGAUGAUGUUGACAACUGUCGCCUCGUUCCCAACCCGGACAAUACAGAUUUCGACGGAGAUGGCGUAGGUGAUGCCUGUACAGAUGACUAUGACAUGGACGGCGUGCCUGACGUUGAUGACGUGUGUCCUGAGAGUGAGGUCAUCGCCCGCACGGACUUCAGGAACUACCAAACCGUGAACCUGGCCGGAAGUUCCGGCAGUGACCCUCCGGUCUGGGAGUUCCUUAAUGAGGGAGCCGAAAUAGUUCAGAAUGUGAACAGUGACCCAGGCCUCGUGCUCGGUCCGGACUACUUCGGCAACUUGGACUACAGUGGAACUUUCUUCGUCAACACCCAGAGAGAUGACGACUUUGUGGGGUUCGUCUUCAGCUACCAGAGAAACUCCCGCUUCUACCUUGUGUCCUGGAAACAACAAGGGGACAUCGACGGAGGACAGGCGGGGGUGCAGCUGAAGUUGGUGAACUCUACAACAGGACCGGGUAGGGACUUGAAACUGGCUCUCUGGAAUGGUUUGGAGGUGACGGGUCAGACCAAGCUGCUGUGGGAGGAUCCUAAGAAAGUAGUGUGGCGCUACAGCACCGCCUACCGCUGGGAGCUGAAGCACCGAGUGGACAUCGGACUCAUCAGGUUCCACCUGUACGAAGGUAGCCACCUUGUGGUGGACUCAGGUGACAUUCAGGACGCGUCUCUCCGCGGAGGCCGCCUCGGGGUGUACUGCUACUCCCAGGAGAAAGUCAUCUGGUCCGAUCUUGUCACCAAGUGCGAUGACACCUCUCCUCCUAACGUGACAUCUGCCUGAUCGGAAACACGAUGGAAGCUGACUUCUACCAUUUUCUUCAUUUCGUCUUAUAGAAAACGUUUAGUAGUUGAUUCCCAUAGAGGAAGAAAAGUGCGUUACUCACGCAGCUAUUUCCGCUCAUAUACUCAAGACUCAAGAAACAAAUAAAGCAUCUUUAAAAUA
This is a messenger RNA of Branchiostoma floridae (Florida lancelet), 2616 nucleotides long. RefSeq names its product cartilage oligomeric matrix protein-like. Gene Ontology annotation, biological process: cell adhesion. The transcript is spliced from 18 exons. Gene Ontology annotation, molecular function: calcium ion binding. The record is from RefSeq and is a predicted model, not a curated record. The coding region runs from base 1 to 2454 and encodes 817 amino acids. NCBI's taxonomy places the organism in Eukaryota, Metazoa, Chordata, Leptocardii, Amphioxiformes, Branchiostomatidae. Gene Ontology annotation, cellular component: extracellular region.